AUGCCCACGGCCCCAACAUCUUCGCCAGCUCUCAACAGCAAGCCUGCGCCCGUCCCGAUAGCCGGCGAUUUGUCCGGCAAGCUUGGAUGGUAUUACGCCCGCAUAUUUCCUGCUUCCCAAUUUACCCGAUGGCUUCGCUAUGGCAACGACGAUACGCUCUCGCGCAGGGAAAUAUCCUUCACCCUCCCUGGUGACAUCUAUCUCCGUUGGAAGUCCUUUCCCACUCCUAGCAAGCUUCUAGACUCCCUCAAGUCCCUCACACCAAUCAAGAUAGAUAUCGGCGCCAUCUACAAUUUCCCCCCGGCCGACAAGAACUCCGUUUCAGCCCCGCUUACUCCCAUGGAGAAAGAACUUGUCUUCGAUAUUGACAUGACCGAUUACGAGGACGUCAUGGGCGCUCUUGCCGGCGGUUCGGCUGUCGAGGUAUGCGACCGCAACUGGCCCUACAUGGCCACAGCUGUCAAAGUCAUCGACGCUGCUUUAAGGGAGGACUUUGGGUUUCGUCACAUUCUCUGGGUUUAUUCGGGUCGUCGUGGAAUUCAUUGUUGGGUCGCCGACGCACGUGCCAGAAGAAUGACAAACGAGCAACGCAGUGCUGUUGCCGACUUUCUCUACCUACGCUUCGAAGGCCGCGAGAACGCCGGGCGUCGACAAAACGAGGUAACAGUGCCUUUGCAUCCGAGCCUUGCGCGUGCUAAGCGAGUGGCAUGUGAGAAAACGUUUCGCCAGUUUGUGCUUAAUGAUCAGGGCAUGUUGGACGGGGAUGAGCGUUUGCGCAGAAUGCUAGCCGUGGUCCCCAAUGCUGCAGUUGCGGACGGUAUUUACCAGCGACUUGCAAGUAGUGCAGGACUCUCUGGACCGGAUAAAUGGGAUCGAAUUGAGAAAGAACUGUUGCGAGCUGGGAAAUCCGACUACGGCGUCAGGGCGACGGUGGACUACAUCAUGUUCAAGCACACAUAUCCACGGCUAGAUGUCAACGUGAGCAAGGAGAUCAACCAUUUGUUGAAGGCGCCGUUCUGCGUGCAUCCGAAGACUGGACGGGUCUGCGUUCCGUUCCGGGCGACCGAGGUGGACGGUUUCUUGCCCGGAGAAAUGGCGCCGGAGGUGGGAAGUUUACUCGCCGAGAUGAAGGAAGUAGACGGGGAGGUCCGGGGUUCGGGGCCAGCGUCGGAUUUGAUGUUAGAGGGCGUCAAAGUGUUUGAAGAGUUUGUCAACGCCGUCGAGGACGAGGCCCGAUCAGCGCAACGAAAGAAGAAAUUGGAGGCACUUGAUCAGCGACAGGCGGCUGAAUUAUUGGUUAGUUGACGUGUCCAGUAGAGAAAUCUGCAGAUUUGGAGCACGCUGGGUGACGUUGUGUAAGUCGCUUUCGUUUAAUUAUAACUGGGCAUUUAGUAAUUAGUAAACACCACGUGUAUCUUG
Chondrus crispus (carragheen) is the source of this 1419-nucleotide messenger RNA. RefSeq lists its product as hypothetical. The record is from RefSeq and is a predicted model, not a curated record. Lineage: Eukaryota; Rhodophyta; Florideophyceae; Gigartinales; Gigartinaceae. Gene Ontology annotation, cellular component: alpha DNA polymerase:primase complex. Bases 1 to 1305 code for a protein of 434 amino acids. Gene Ontology annotation, biological process: DNA replication, synthesis of primer. The transcript has 2 exons.